This is a messenger RNA of Pomacea canaliculata, 1703 nucleotides long. RefSeq lists its product as uncharacterized. The record is from RefSeq and is a predicted model, not a curated record. The transcript has 5 exons. Lineage: Eukaryota; Metazoa; Mollusca; Gastropoda; Architaenioglossa; Ampullariidae. The coding region runs from base 18 to 1565 and encodes 515 amino acids. Gene Ontology annotation, molecular function: ATP hydrolysis activity.
GCUAGAACGCAGAGCACAUGCUGCAACAUCUUCUGUCUGAUCAGCAGUGGAACCUUGCUGUACACAAAACACUGAUGUUACCCAACAUUUCAGAAGAAGUUCUUAGAGGCGAGCUGCGGAAACACCGUCUGAAGGGACUGGUGGACAGUGACGGGAAAAUGAAUUUAAGACUGCCAAUGUUCCGCAGAAAGACACAAAACACUUUCCAAAAUGUCAGUAUUCAGGACAGCUGCCUGUGUGCUGAAAGCCUCAAAAGUGGCAACACGAGUUUGAAAUUAUGGUUAAAAAGUGUUUUUAACGGUGAUCCCAUUAUAAAUGAUGAACAGUAUCUUACAACAAUUUCCAGGUUUUGUGGUCCAGCCUCACAGUCCCCACUUCCUGUGCCCGACAACAUAAAACUUGUCGCUUUACCCGUAACACAAGAACACGCUGUGUGUAUGACAGGGAAGCUUUUCGAAGCCACAAUUCUUCAUGAGCACCACCUGUCUGUGCUGAAAGAUCCUCCACCCCGAGUGUGUCUCUGCGGUCCCCCCGGCACAGGGAAGACAAGAACCCUUGAGCUGAUCGGACGACGAUGGAUGUCUGAAGGUCAUGAUGUGCUUGUGAUCUCCUUGUACCAGACCAGUCUCGCAGCUUCUUCCAUGCUCUGUGAGAUUCUCAGCAGGAAGACAGAUAGAAGUCACAAGCAAGGAAGUCCUCGAGUAUCUCAGGGUCGUGUCGUCCCCAUGGCCUAUGACCCGAAACGAUAUAGCGUAAAAGACCUUGUCAGAGCACUGGAAGACAAGUUGCAACUGAAAGAAAAACUCUUCAUUCUCUGUGAUGAAGUGGAUAAUGAUGGAGACUUUACAUUCUUCAUGGAUUUCUGCGAAAAGCUUCAAAAAAAAGUCUCAGAUAUUAAUUUGUGGUUCUCCAGCUGUUUAACAGAGAAUAGUCCAAGGAACUGGCAAGUGAAAAUUCUGGCUUCCCCUAUAAGUUGUCCGCCAGCCAUUUUGAAAGAGAAACAGCUGUCAGAGGCUGCUGAAGUAUACAACUUAGCAAAGUGGAUUCCUGAGUCGCAUACACGGACGCCAACGGAGGGACCACCAGUCAAGUAUAUGUACCAUGGUGGGGAAGAGCACUCUGAAGGAAAUCCACAGGACUGUCAAGCCUGCGCCGAAGAAGCGAUUUGCUACCUUCAAACUUUAUUUACGAGAAAAGUGACUUUGACCUCAGAAUCUACUUCCACAAGCAUUGCACCUGGUUCACCUGCGUCUGAGCUUCGCCUUCAUGACAAGGACAUGAUGGUGUUGACUGAAUCUGAUGUGAAGGAGAAUGCGACCUUCUUCGAGCUGUUGAGAAAUUGUGGUUUCAAGACAAAGUUAAUAAAGUAUCCACAGACAGAUAGUAUUUUAAAAGACACAAGCCAAUGUGUCCUCAUAGCCAACGGGAAAUACGUUCAUGGCAUCAAAAGAAAAGUUGUGGUUUUCUUGGAAGCAAAGAAGAAACCCACAAAACCUUCAGACUACAUAAACAGAGUGCGCUGUGUAACCAGCUGCACUUCACAGCUUAUCUGGAUUAGGAUUUGAUAGAAACACAUUUUAUAGCAGUACACAAAUUAAAGCUAAUGUUUUCUAACAAUCUUAAAGGAUGUUGUAAUGAACACGUGACAUAGACCCCCAUUUGCUAUUUUUCACAGACCAUGUUUAAUUGUCAGUGGUAAUGCA